AUGGACCCCUGGCAACGCAACCUCCGCAUGAUGCACCAUCUCAACGAAUUUCUCGAUCUCGACUCGGCCAAAUCCAACGUCGUCGAUGAAUUCGUUUCCCUCUUCAACGCCAUCCGAGAAGGUCUCACGCACAUCGACGACGAUUUCCAGAUCCCCGAUUCGCAAAUCAACAUGCUCUUCCUGUCGAAAUUGAAAUCGCGACCGGAAUGGGCUGAUUGGGCGACGGCUUUGCUGCGCGAUCCGCAGGUAAAUGGUUCUGACUCGACGGCGCGGAUCUCGUUUCAGGAAUUGGCCCGCUGGGCUAGAGAGGAGGAGAAGGCGAUUCGGGUGCGAGAGGAGGGGGAAGAAGAAGAAGAAGAGGAGGAGGAGGAGGACGAUCAUGACUCGGGGAUUGAGCUACCGAGCAGAUCUCGGGCGCUUACGCAGGAUGAGAUCAACGCAUUUGUCGUCCAGAAAAUGGACCAGGAAGGGCUCUACAGAAGCGGGAGUACCAGAGGUCACCGCAAACGACCUAGUCAAGAGGAAAUCAAUCAAUACGUGGUUGAGCAGAUGCACAGAGAACAAGAUCGGGGAACGCGAGCGCGAAGCUACAGCCAGCCAGAGCCAAGGAUCGCAAAUCGUCACCACCAAGAACAACACAUGCGACGUCAGCAGUCGGCACGAGUCCCUCGUUGCAGGUUCUGCAGUGAUCUCCAUCCGUCGGAUCGUUGUUGGCGUCGCUGGAGAGUUGCUGUCGAGGCACCCCAGGCUAACUUCUUUCCCAAGCGAGUGGAAUACCGUACUGAGGUUCCUGGUCAACCGCCCAUGUAUCGCACUGGGUUUACUCUCUACUGA
Messenger RNA from Aspergillus glaucus CBS 516.65, 834 nucleotides. RefSeq lists its product as uncharacterized. The record is from RefSeq and is a predicted model, not a curated record. NCBI's taxonomy places the organism in Eukaryota, Fungi, Ascomycota, Eurotiomycetes, Eurotiales, Aspergillaceae. Bases 1 to 834 code for a protein of 277 amino acids. The transcript is spliced from 2 exons.